This is a messenger RNA of Hydractinia symbiolongicarpus, 5381 nucleotides long. RefSeq lists its product as uncharacterized. The transcript has 37 exons. The record is from RefSeq and is a predicted model, not a curated record. Lineage: Eukaryota; Metazoa; Cnidaria; Hydrozoa; Anthoathecata; Hydractiniidae. Bases 1068 to 4343 code for a protein of 1091 amino acids. Gene Ontology annotation, molecular function: protein binding.
UUCACACUUUCAGUACUGUGGAAGUAAAAAUAACUGAAGUUUUGACUCUGUAAAGACAUAAACAAUAGAUAUGUUUCUAAUGUGGCUAGCUAUAGCUUAUCAUUUGGCUGCUAAAACGCAUUGUAAAUUGUAAAAAAUCACUUGAAAAUACUAAAAUGUUUUCAUACAGGCAUUAUGACAAUAUAUUUUUUUUGUUGCCUUUGUUUGUUUUGUUUUACAUUAAUUUUUGUUUGUGUUUUGUAGACAAUACAAAUUUUUCAGUUUUAUUUUCUACACAGUUCAGCGCAACAAGAAAAAUCAGGGCCUAUGUUGCAACUUCUGUGAGGUCCCUAUGGUCUCUAUUGUCACAGGUUUGAAUUAGCAGGUCACAAUUCACACUUCGAAUCAAUCCCAUUUUUUCACCAAUCACAUUUCUGAUGGUUUUUGCAACCAAGUAACCAUUAAUAAGGGAUCAAUGACAAGUGACCUAAAGUGCUCCCGGACAACAUAUACGCAAGGGUUUUCUUCUCUAUAGUCAGGAAAAUCCAUUUGACAAAUUAACUGAAUAUAUACAAGCUGUAUUGACUUUUGUUUGAUGGUGGCACUUUACGGAUGAAGCUUUGCUGUCAUGUUGUUUUUGUGAUAUGUAAAAUGUUUUGUUAAAAAAUCAUGUACUAAAUAUUUUACUGUUCCCUUUAAAAUUUGCUUUCCCAAAAGUUUUCAGUAUUUUUAGGCUAUAUACAACAAGGACUAAUUUGAUAUUGCAACACUCUUUUCUCGAUGGACCUGAUAUCUUCAUAUUUUGUUCCAAAACUGUGAAAACGGGAUUAUGCAACUUAGUGCUACAUUUUGUUACAAAACUAUGAAAACAUAAUUAUAUAAUGCUUAAAUAUUGUUUUGUUUAAUUCUAAAGCUAUUAAAACAAAAUCGUUGAAGCUCCACUAUAUUCCACUAUUUCUUUUAGAAAUUCAUGAAGUAAGAAUUUGGUGACACUCACAGCAGCAGAAGCCUAAAAUGUGUUAAUUAUGUUACUUUUAGAAUAAACAUACACACUGUAGAAAGCAAUACUUGAAGUACAUACAAAUGAAAUGGAAAAUGCUAGCACCAAUAGUGAAUUGGCGGGACAUUUGCAUAUACGAAUCAACUCUUCAGGUGUUGGAAAGUUAAAAUCAUUAAAAAGAUAUCACUGGUUUAUAAUCGACAAAAAAACCAACCAACUGUGCGGGUAUAAGAACAGCAAGGAUAUUGGAAACAAAGAUGCAAUUGAAUCACUGCCUUUAUUUGGAGCUGGUGUCUCAUUUGGAAACACUGAUGAAAAUGAAUUUAUCAUAAAUAUACGAGGCACAGAGUAUCGUUUAAAUGCUGAAAAUCACAAAAUGCUGAUGAAAUGGACAAAUACACUGCAGGAACUAGUGAAGAGAAAACCAGAAGUGACUGCUGAUGCAACAAAACUAGAAUCUGUUCCAGAAGAUGAACCACUUACAAUCGAACAAAGCCGACAUGGCGUUGAAAAGAAACCCAAGAGAAAAAGUUUAUUUCAAAGAAUAUUCAGCCGAAAAUCCAAAUCAAUUGUGAAGGCGAAUGAUAAAUCAAAUUUCUCAGAUGGUGACAGAGUUGUUCGAGCAGCACCUCUCAGAUCAGUUGUUGGUUCAAUGCAAGAUAUUUCAACCAAACCAGAGAACUGCAGCAACUGCCAACUUCUACAAGGUCAUAAUUCUUAUCUAACCCGUCAAGUAUCGCAACUUAAUCAAGAUAUUGAGAAUGUUAAAGAACAACUCAGAGUUAAUGUCAGGAGUUACAACACUAUUGAAGUAGAAAGCAUAAAAUUAAAGAAGAAUUUUAUUGUUUUCAUACAGCGGUCUCUAAUGCAAGAUGAAAAUACAUACAAUAAGUUAGCAGACAUUCCUGCUAGCAAGGAAGUAAUACAGUUGGUGAAAAAAGAAAAAGAAAUAAACAACAACCUUCCUGAAUUUAACAGUGAAGGAAAAAUGGAACUUCACGAAGACUAUUUAGGAUUUAUUCACGGUACAAGAGAUACGUCCAUGCAAGUGUUGUUGUAUCUCUGUGAUGUGUUGAAAAGAAAAUAUGACUCCCAUCUACAGGAAAACAAUGAUAUAUACCAACAAUGGCAAACAUAUACUGUCUCCGUGACUACAGAAUCAACCAUUAUAUUUGAUAACAACUUAAAAGAACUUAUCCGACAUGGCAUUCCACAUGAUCUUAGAGGGAAACUGUGGACUAUGUUGAUAGAAGAACAUGUGAAAAGUAUCAAAGAGGAAAAAGGCGACAAUUAUUACAAACAUUUAGUGUCGAAGCUACCCGACUUGCAGGGUGAUGAAGAAGAUAACGAUGGUUCUAUUGAAAAGCAAAUUAAAAUUGAUUUAAUGCGUACGAUGCCGACACAUAAAGACUUUCAAAAUUUAGAACAAGGAAAGAUACCUGUAUUGCAUAGAGUCCUUCGAGCAUAUUUACUACACAAUCCAGAGAUAGGAUAUUGUCAGGGAAUGAAUUUUAUGGUUGGAUUCGCACUGUUAUAUUUGGAUGAAGAAGGCAGUUUCUGGUUGCUGGUUGCUGUUAUGGAAAUAUUUUUCAGCUCACAUCAUUACAACAUGUAUUUGUCAGGAACACAGGCUAAUCAAAAAGUGAUGGACGAGGUCGCGCGUCAAGAACUUCCAGGCAUGUUGGAACGUUUAGACAAGCUGUUUUGUGAACUCUCGCCUGUAACUUUCAACUGGUUUAUGACGAUAUUCAUCGAUUCUAUGCCUGUUGAGAUUGUUUUUGUGAUAUGGGAUUGGUUUUUAGUGUUUGGUCAUAGUAUCCUUUACAAGAUAGCUUUGAGUUUAUUAAGACUGCGUAAAAAUUCCAUCAUGAAGGCUGCAGAUGCUUUGUCCACAAUGCGAAAGUUGAAGAUGCUGGGAAGAUCUUUCCAUGACCUCGAAACACUUUCUGAGGCUGUUUUCGAUGGUUCAUUUAGACACACUUCAGAAGAAUAUCUCGAAAUGUACCAGAAGUAUUUAGUUGAAAUUGAAGAAGAAAGCAGACGAAGACAGUUGGAAGAUGAAGAAUAUGAAAAAAGAAAACAAAAACUUAAAUUCACGCCCAAGCAAAUGACGGUUUCUAUAUCGGACAAUCUCGACACAUUAGAUGAUGACAUGAUCAUUAAAUGCGCUGCUUGUGAAGCUAAUCGAAAUUUCGUAUGGUUGCUAUGUUCAUCAGAUCUUGCUGGACAGUUGUUUGUUCUGAACGUUGCCAGUAAGAAUAUCGAGCUGGUUGAUUGGCAGAUAGAUUGUAAAUGUUUAUCCAUGGCUAGUUUAUCAAACUCCGGUAUUAUGUUGAUCUCCACCAUAAAAUCCACUUUGCAUGCUAUAGAUACCGAAAAGAAACACGAGUUGUGGAAGAUGCAGUUGGCUGGUAGUGUAUUGCAUAUUUCAUGUGAUUCACUUGGCAACGUGGGAUUGGCGUUGAUGGAUGGCAGCAUUGCACUUUUGAAUAUCAAAGGGAAGGAGUUCCAUCAAAAUAUACCAACAUAUGUGGAUAUCAGUCGUUCACCGGUCUUUUGUGGUUGCAUCAUAAACGACCAUUUUUGGUGUGGUGCAGCUAAUAAAAUCGUCAUUUUGGAUAUAAACACACUGGAGAUGCGAACGUCUUUACGCGUUUGUCCAAAUACACGCCACACUGUGUCGCAACUGGUGUCUUCAAAUAACGGAGUGUGGGCUUCCGUACAAGGAUCGUCCGUCUUGCAUUUAUGGGACCAACAAAAACAUGUUUGUUUGCUAACUGUGGACAUUCUUGACGAGUGCAAUUUAUCCUCAGAGAAAAAAUCUGGAAAUGCGCUAGCUUCAAGUGUGACCACAAUGUUGGCACUUAAAAAUAAAUUGUGGGUUGGUUUCGGCAACGGCCGUUUUAUUAUAUGCGACAUUUUUCAAGAAGCCAACAGCGAGGAUGAUUUAAACGAGGCUAUACAUUUAUUCAAAAGCACAGAGAAUUUAGCUGUUGCUCAAACAAAGGCUAAGCUCGGCGUAUCUACAUGUUGCCACGCCAUAACUGGCGAUUCCCCUGUUAAAGAAACAGAGGAAUACCCCUUGCAACAACACGUGGACGGGUCGACGGAUUUCGUAAUGGUGGAGAAACGCUCCUCCAUGAUGGAGGGAGACUCGUCUGUGAGAAUCUCGCUGAAGAUGAAUCAGAUUCAAAGAGUGUGUGAGGAAACAGUGAACUGCUUCGUACCAUGCAGACAAGACGGAAAGUUGAUUUUAAGUGGUAUGGGAGGCUUAAACAAUGAUUCUUCUGUUAUUUUAUGGUCGUCAGAGAAGAGAGACGGUCGAGAAAUGUGGUUUGCUCAAACCGUUUCACAUUCAGAAUAGAUUUUAGAUAAGAAAUAAUAAAAAUCGCGGAAAUAAUUUAAUUACAAUGUUCAUGUUGUUCGAUAUAAAUUAUAUGGAUAUGUAGAUUAUGUGGUAUAAUAUCCCGAUAAAUUCUCGAACAUCUGUUGCAAAUUAUUUUUUUUUUAUUUAUCGUUUUCAUUUUUUAGAAUUAUUUAUAAUUUCUUUAUUAGGAGGGAAGGUGUAUGGGUCCAUCCUGAAAUUUUAUGUACCUAGUUUAGAAUCAUUCAGUUAUCAGCAUUUCUUUAAUCCAGCACAUAAUUUCCUGCAUCUUAUUAAAACCAACAUGCGUUUUUUUUUCUUUUUACAACCCAAACUUUUUUUCUAUAGACAGUUAGCAAUUUCGACGACUUUCGUUUCUGCUAGAUUUUUUGAUUUUGGGCUAUUCGGAUAGUUUUUUCACGGGUUAAGGUUAAGAAUAUUGAAUGUUUGGAUAAAAAAAUGUUGAGCGCGCUAUAUUAGCUGGUUACAAUUUUUGAAAAUAAAAUUUGAAAACGCAAUCAUAGAAAAUGUUAUAGCUGGCUCAUGGUUAUUUAUUUAAAAAAAAACCCUUUUCCUCAGAGCUUCGGUUUACUUUGCUUAGUGAAAUGGGGCUCUGGAUACAAAGUUGACAUAAGUACAAUGUUCUGUACGAGGUAAUUAUAUAAUUUGUAUAUAUUUCAUUUCUGUUUUUUAUAUUAUUCACUUUUAUUUUUUGUAUACUAUAUUUUUUAAAAAAAUCAUAUUUACUCAAUUUUGUAGUAAUAAAUCAAUUUUAUUGAAUUAGAAUAUUUGUUUUUUCUUCAAAUCUUCCAGAAGAUUGAGGUUGUCACAAAAUUAUCUGAUUUUCAGAGUUUUUCAGAACUCUUCAGUAGAUAGAUAUAAUCUACAGAAUAAACCUUUCAGAAAUGUAGGAACUCACUCAACAUCUUACCCAAGUAUAGAGACUUGGAUCACAGAAUAUCUCAUUGUCUCCUAGUUAGUCCAUAGGUGCUAGGGCGAACGCUGGACCAUCAGGUUUUUUAAAAAGAAUAGUGUGCA